GCCUUCCCGGCGCUCGAUGACGCAGCACUGGUUGCUGCUGCCGUCCGCGCUGCCGUGGAUGGCCGCGUUCCUCGGCGCACCAUCGCUGCUGUCGCCCGCGCGGCGGUGGCAUCGGCUGCGGUGGCCAUGACGUGCGCGCCGACGGCGGACGACAUGGUCGACGAGGACGUCACGAAGAAGUCGAAGCCGAUGUCGGAGGCCAAGGCGAGCCUCGACGAUGAUCGGGCGAACGAUGCAAGUCCUGCGCAGCUGGAGCACUGGGGUGGCCUGGUGGUGGACGGC
Messenger RNA from Prorocentrum cordatum, 282 nucleotides. NCBI's taxonomy places the organism in Eukaryota, Dinophyceae, Prorocentrales, Prorocentraceae. The record is from the annotation of a GenBank genome assembly.